CAAAAGGAGCGAGAAAACUAAACAAACUCCAGUAAAUUUAUACGAAUUAUUCCUACUUACCUGGUGUACGCCAAACAAAUUAAAAUGUAAUCUAUGUGCAUCAUGCGUUGGUUCUAGAAGGAAGCCCCUUCACAGUAGGUGCAGAAGGGUAAGAUUGACAGGUAGAAGAAAUAUUCUUCUCAUGAUGACAAGCUACGAACAUUUGACUGCUGUACCAUUGGUCUUACCCAGAAGCGAAACUUCCAACAAAGAUAAAUUAGCAUUUAUCGUGGAUGUGUUUUUACCGAUGAGGAAUGCAAACAAAUGAUACUAAUGACUGAAAAACAAGGAUAUGUUAAGGCUUUGAUUGGGAGAAGACAAGCAUACGUGCCUGAAAUACGAAAUAACUACAGAUGCAUAGUGGAUUCAAUCGAAAAAACUGCUGAAAUUUGGGAUAGAAUCAAACAUUUGAUCCCAGAGAAAUGGGAAGGUCGGAAAGCACUUGGUUUGAAUGAACGAUUACGUUUUCUUCGCUAUGAUUCAGGACAGGAGUUUAAGCCACAUUUUGAUGGGUCGUAUGCGAGAGAUAAUGGUGAAAAAAGUUACUUGACUCUUCAACUUUAUCUUAACGAGGAUUUUACAGGAGGGGCAACUACGUUUCUCGAAAAUCGCUUCGAAUUAAGUGAAAAUGAUGUACCUUGUGUUCCAAAAACUGGUCGAGUUCUUGUUUUUCAACACGACAUCCUUCACUGUGGUUCAAUAUUGGUGAAGGGAAGAAAAUACUGUGUGCGCACGGAUGUAAUGUUCAGUAAAGAUUGAUGCUAUGAGCUUUCAAUUACGCUACACAACAUUCCGUUUAUUUGGUAUUGAUUGGGCAUUGAUUUUCAUCUUUGCCUUUGGCAAUUCAGAAGCACGAUUUUAUACUGUGCUCGUAGCAAAUAAUAUAUACAUGUUAAUAUUACCUCGUUAGCAAAAUUUCUUACAUCUUCUCUCCUUUUGUAUAAAUAUUAUAUCAUAUUUGAUUAAGUUAUGCGACAAGCUAUGUCAUUAGGAAAGAGGAAAAUAUGCGAGCAGCGAAACUAAGGCUGAAAAUCAAGAACUUCGGAAGGAGGGAAAAAAAAUUUAAAACCUGAAUAAAAGAGCAGGCCCAGAUACAUAUUUGAUAUUGGAGUGAAAACUAACAUUUAAAACGCCAAAAUGUACGACAAUGUAUAUUAAACAAUU
Molecule: messenger RNA, 1203 nt
Organism: Dendronephthya gigantea
Lineage: Eukaryota; Metazoa; Cnidaria; Anthozoa; Malacalcyonacea; Nephtheidae
Exons: 9
Coding region: 304-798 (164 amino acids)
Biological process (GO): peptidyl-proline hydroxylation to 4-hydroxy-L-proline
Cellular component (GO): endoplasmic reticulum
Molecular function (GO): procollagen-proline 4-dioxygenase activity; L-ascorbic acid binding; iron ion binding
Source: RefSeq, a predicted model, not a curated record